Molecule: messenger RNA, 1152 nt
Organism: Paramacrobiotus metropolitanus
Lineage: Eukaryota; Metazoa; Tardigrada; Eutardigrada; Parachela; Macrobiotidae
Exons: 3
Coding region: 1-1152 (383 amino acids)
Source: RefSeq, a predicted model, not a curated record
AUGUAUGAAUUGGACGAGCAGCAGUUUUUUGAGUAUUUUCGCAUGUCAGCCGAGACUUUUGAUGAAUUACUGGGUCUGCUGGAAUCGGAAAUCUCCCACAGCCAGACGCACGCUCAGCCUGUAUCCGAACGUCAAAGACUUGCCUUAACUUUAAGAAUUUUAGCACACGGAAUAACUCAAAAAGCAGCAGCGCAAAGUUUUUGUCUAGGAACAUCCACGGUCAAUCAGAUUUAUCGCGAGACAUGUGCUGCUUUAUGGAAAAUUUUGCGCCCGAUUUGUUUACCACCCCCGUCUGAAGAAAUGUGGAAAAAAAGCGCAUUCGAAUUUAAUAAAGAAUGGCAGUUCCCGAACUGCAUCGGAGCUAUUGACGGAAAGCACGUUCAGAUAAAGAAGCCACGCAACGGCGGCAGCCAGUACAUUAACUACAAAGGCACCCAUUCCAUUGUACUAAUGGCUGUAGUUGGACCGGAUUACAGGUUUUUAUACGUCGACAUAGGAGGAUACGGGAGACAGAGCGAUGGUGGAACAUGGAGAAAUUGUUCCCUCGGCAAGGCUCUUGGAGACGGUUCACUGCUUUUACCUCAACCAGAGCGACCUCUACUCUGCCAGCAUCUGAUGCCGCACGUAUUUGUUGCCGAUGCCGCAUUUCCGAUGUCCGUGAAUCUGAUGCGCCCGUAUCCCGAUCGGAAACUUACACGUUAUCAAAGAAUCUAUAACUACCGCCACUGUCGCGCGAGGCGUGUGUCAGAAAAUGGUUUCGGCAUUCUGGCUGCCCGUUUUCGUAUUUUUCGUCGUCCCAUGGACUUCGAGCCUGAGCAGGUUGUGCUUACUGUACAAGGAGCCGUAGUUUUGCAUAAUUUCCUGUCAGCUAAAAGCCGUCAGAGUCAGUCAUCUUCUUACGUGUCUCCAACCAUGCUCGACAGGGAAAAUGAGGAUGGGACAGGUGUGACACCAGGAGAAUGGAGACGCAUCACGGCCGGAGACAGUGGUCUUGCAAAACUACGGGGCGGCCGCAGCAACCAACAAGCUAAUCUUGUUCGUAACCGGUUUUGUGAGUAUUUCAACACUGCCGGCAGUGUAUCUUGGCAAGAUAUUCGUGCUUUUGGAAUGGCUCAAGCCGACUCUGGGUCGGAUUCUGAAGACGAUCAAUAG